AUGGACGCCUCCUCCCUCCGCAUCUCCAAGUUCGAUGGAACUAACUUCCACGCCUGGAAGUUCAAGAUGCAGAUGGUGCUGGAGGAACGGGACCUAUGGGAGGUCGUCAGCGGUGAGAUCAAGGCGGAACAGUGCGAGACUCAGUUGGACCAAGCGACGUACAAGAGGAAGUCAAGAAAGGCGAUGGCAGUGAUCUGUCUAGCCAUGGAAGAUUCCCAGCUACCGUUGGUCCGGUCGGCAAGUGGUGCAUGCGACGCAUGGUCAAGGUUGGAAGACCACUUCGAGAAGAAGAGUCUUGCCAACAAGCUGUUCUUGCGCCGUCGCUUCUUCACGACAAUGAUGGAAGAAGGCGACGAUGUGCUCGAACACAUCAACAAGCUCAAGACGCUGGCGGAACAGCUAGAAGCGGUGGGGGCUCCAGUCUGCGAGGACGAUCUGGUGAUCACACUCCUCGGCAGCCUGAGUGACUCGUAUCAAUUCUUGAUCACAGCUUUGGAGUCGCGCUCAGACACUCUUAGCUGGGAGCUCGUGACGUCUCGACUGCUUCAUGAAGAAAUGAAGCGGAAGGAGCAAGGAAGUAAAGGUGAUGAAGCUUCGCAAGGUCAAGCGUUCAUCACAAGGGGACAAUCAGCGCAAAGGGCGACCAGUGAAGAAGUCCUGGCCGUGCCACAAUUGCGGAAAGAUUGGUCACUGGAUGGCGGAGUGCCCCUCGCGCAUCCAAGAAAACACGGAGAGACACCGGCCACAGCGUGCUCAAGACAGCGGCGACCGCUAUCGAUCACAACGUGCAAACGUCGCUCAAGAAGAAGACUCGGGCGACUACCUCUUUCGAUCGGUGAAACGACAUCUGCGAAAUCGAGCGACAUCUGGCUGGUCGACUCCGGGGCGACGCAGCACAUGACGUGCUCCAAGAAGUUCAUGCGGAACUACAAGGGGUUUGACGCUGUGGAUGUCCAUCUCGCGGAUGAUGGAAUCGUCCAAGCAAUCGGCAGUGGGGACAUUGUCAUGUCGAUGAAGACACCCCAAGGGAUGAAGAAAGGUGUGCUCACAAACGUGUGGCACAUCCCAAAGUUAUCCAGAAACCUGUUCUCGGUCGGCCGCUUCACCAAGGAUGUCGGCCCAGUGACGUUCACGAAGGAUGGGUGCUAUGGAGAAGCGAAAGGGACCAAGUGGAAAAUUGGUGCCCGUGAAGGUAAAGGACUGUUCAAGCUGCAAAUGACUCCAGUGGCGCCGGAACAAGCAAAUGCAGCCAAGUCGUCGGGAUGUCAAGGGGGCACCAAGUCGUACCUCUGGCACCUUCGGCUUGGCCACAUAGGUCACGAUGGACUCAAUUGCAUCGUGACGAAGAACAUUGAAUUGGCAUCGACAUAUCUUCGGUGA
Molecule: messenger RNA, 1380 nt
Organism: Peronospora matthiolae
Lineage: Eukaryota; Oomycota; Peronosporomycetes; Peronosporales; Peronosporaceae
Source: the annotation of a GenBank genome assembly